CAGGCUGGAUGUGGCUCUGGGCAGCCUGGUCUAGUGGUCGGCGACCCUGCACUCAGCAGGGGGCUUGAAACUCAAUGAUCUUUGAGGUCCUUUUCAACCCAGGCCAUUCUGUGGUUCUAUGAUACUUUCCUUGUGGACGGUUUCUUAUCACUGAAGAAUGAAAAGGAAUUACUUUGUUCUGUUUUGUGGGUUUUUAUGUUUGUUUGUUUGUUUUCAGUGCUCUGUCUUUGCUGAUGAAAUGAAGUGUAGAGAGUUACUUUGCUCAUAUUCCUUUGACCGGGAUCUAACUCAGAACUUAUUUUUGUUUUUAUGUAUUGAUCAGUGAUGAUUCCCUGUUACCUGAUCACUGUGCACCCCUAACAAGAGUUAGUGAAGAAGCUUUAUGAACUGCAAGAACUAAUUAUUGAAUUUUGUUACUGUUUUUUUCUCCCCCCUUUAAUCUCUUCAGAUGUUGAAUACAAUCCUCUCUUUGCUCUGAAUGCUAAUUCAAGCAGAGCUCAUAGUUAUUUCAUUGUUAAUUUUUAAACCAGUCUGGGGUUUAUGUUAACUUUAUAGAAUAAAAAAUUAAUUCUGAUUUUUCUCUAGUGUUGUAUGCACAUGUUUCUUGGAAACAGUAUGCCAUAGCUGACCGCAAUAGGGUGAAAAGCUCUGCGAAGAAGAUGAAAUGUUUAGGUUUCCUUGACAAGAAAAACGUCUGGGAAAUGCCCACGUAUUUUCAAAAAUAGGGAAAGUUAUGAUCCUAUAUACAUUUCUCUUUAUUAGUCAUAUAUGCACAAGUGUAUGGCUUGAUAAUGUUCAGAGCACUAACCAAGUCAAAAAAAAAAAAAACCCUAGAUUUUCCUGGUGACUGCCUUUUUGGCCUUCAGAAAUAGUCCAUCGCACAGAUCAAGCAGGAACAGUACAGGAAAUCUUUUGGGUGGAACGAUACUGUUAUUAAAAUAUUUGCUCUUUUUUUUUCUUCCAUAGACAAAUCAUUGACUGCUCUCAGGAGUGUUUCUCCUUCCGUUUAUAUUACAGUUGUAAUAUAUUAUAAAUUUGUUGUGCAAAGUUAGCCCCACAUACAUUGUGCUGCUUGUCUGUUUAUUUCAGAAACUGGGGUUGGAAGAUUCCCAGAUUAUUAUGGAAUUCCUUCAGAACACCUUACAGCUGUCAUCAUUACAAAACAUCUCCACAGCAUUGCCUACAUUCACUCCUUUAUAACCCGAGGAAUAAAAAAUUGUUUGAGAUAAAUUUGAGGAAUAAAUAAAUGCAGAUACUGCCGCUUUCUGUUUCAGAUGUUGGUAUUGUCUGCCAGCAAUGGCAUGAAAACCAUCGAGUACAGAGCUGCUUCCUUGUACGUGCAUUGGUUGCUGCCAUGGAUGUGUGAAGUUCCACGAGACUGAUGUAAGACUCGCUGUCACUAGAAGGUCCUAAAACUGCACAGUUGCUUCCUCUAAUUUGCGUGUCUGAGACUGUAAAAGGUCUUGUACUAGUGAGGCUUCACUUUGUGUGUGGCACAGUGAGUGAUUUUUUUUUCCCUGUGAAAAUUCUGGGUAUUGAAGCCCAAAGGAGCACGGCAGUUGCCUGUUGCGCAUAAUAGCUCAAGAGUCCUGCUGCACCAGCACUUGGUGUUGAAGGAGGCUCUUGCAGAACCACUGCACUCUUCAGUGUUGACAACUUUAGUAGUACAGGGCCCUUACCAUGACGAUUUCUAUAGGGCAUUUCAGCCAUGAAGGAUGGACAGGGUUUUUCCUGUUUCUGCAGUCAUUGCUGUUCUGAUGUCUGUUAAGUUUUUACGUUGCUCUGAACUGGCUUAAGAAGUUGAGGUUAAGUAAGAAUUUACUGGCUUAGAACAGUAAGUGUCAAAAUUUGGGGUAAAAAAAUGAGUAAAAUCCUAUAGUGUCCGGUGUAAUUGUAAAAGACCCAUUACCUAAACCUGCAUGCCUGGGUUAGCAAACUGUUAAUGGUCAUUCUUCGUCAUGCACACAUUGACACCAAAAAAAGUUAUUGAUAGUGACAUUUUCUUUUGAAGUGUUGAUCAAAAGCUCUGUUGGCUGCCCACAGACAGUUCUGCAUUCUCUUAGAAAUGGCUCCCAGAACAGUUUGCCUACCUGGACAGAUUUGGGUGUUUUUUGGGUUUGUUUUCUUCAAAGGAAUGCUCAGGUUUGAAAAACCUAUUUGAAAACCAUGUGCUUCAAGAACACAGGAUGGAUUUCAAUGCACUUUCCAUUAGUAUUCUUCCUAAACAAUUCACAACUGUAGUUCAAUAGUAAGAGCAGUAUCUAGAACAUCAGAUAAGAACACACCAUGCUGGAAUGGGCUCUCAUUCUUUUGUAAAAGCUUGAUUCUCUGCAAUGCAAAACAGCCCCCUUCUCACAGAUGUGAGUCUGGACAUCACAGCACGUCAGAAGAUGGUUGUUCUCUGCUGCUAUGAAAGUGCUCAGUUGCGACCAUGUGGAGUUCAACUGUGGCUGGAUGAAAGAAAGCUUGGAAUAAUUGGCAGGUCUGUCCUGUAAAUCCCUUCACGAAUGGUCAGAAAGGCAGGAACCAGCACAGUGGGACAGAGUGCUCAGCAGCACAUACAGUACCACUUGGAUGAGCGAGCCACAGCUGGGAACCACAAAGUGUCCUCUGAAGCAAGGGAGGCAAACCAGGUACCUAGGGAGCACCAGAAGUGCUACCAGCAGAGCACAAAGACAGGGGUGAGUAAAUGUGAAUGGUGGCUGGUGUGAAAGGGGGGUGUGCAUAUGAAGGUCAAGACCCCUACAGCGAUGGUGAUGAUGCACUGCUAAAUUCAAUCUUCUGCCCCCACUGGAAGAACCAAUCUGGGACAUCUAUGAAACUGACCCGGGGCAGCUCCUUGUGGAGAACCUGACUGCCCAGCCCUGGUUAAGACCAGCUGUGGGAGGCAGAAGAGCCUCCUGCAGGAGCUGGGGUGCCAAGCUGGGGGACCAAGGAGAGCUGCGCACUGUCAGCAAGGAGGAACAGAAACGUCCAACCAAAGUGGCAUCCUCUGUGCAGGGUUGCAAAGCCAUUUCCUGGAUGAAAACAAAACUAGCUUUGAAUUGAUGUUGAAAGUGAACUGGAGCUUACUCUUCCUUAUGUGUCAUACCUGGAUAUGUAGCUGACACAUGGGGCCUUUUACCACAUCCACAACUGGCCAAGAUGGAGGAAUACAUACUGGUUUUCUGUGAGGCUGAGAAUUUCUUCUAUUUUUAGUUUUGAAGAGUGGAGUCACAGACCGGCAUUUCAUAUCCUAGAAACCUUGCCAAUGUUCUGAUGCCUUAGUCAGGAGAUGAAAUGGGGGCUCUUAGCACUACUGCUGUUUCUCACUCUGUUUUUACAAGUACAGAACUGAUAAGGCUUUUAGCUUCCCUUUGUUUCAGGACAUUAGUGAUAGUAUUUUCCUUCAAUUUCAACCUCAGAAGAAGCUCAGCUCCACUCGGCACAGUGAAGUACAUAGACAGGGAUGUAAUCUGAUUGGCUUGGCCUGUGUUUUUGCUCUAUUACUUAGUGUCAAUGCCCCAGACACUUUCUGUACCCAGCUUGCAAAAGACAGAUUAUACAUACAUGUCUGCAUUCUCAAGCAGAUAAAACAGCUGGGAUUUCCGAGGUGAGAUGGAACAGAGGUUUGACUGCGAAGUUCAGAGGUUUGGUGUUACUGUGUUCCCUGGACAUCGCCUGUGAACUCUGUCAGAGGCAGUUUGCAACCAGAUGGAUUUCUGACUUGAACCUUUAGCAGCAACGAUUCCCACAGCAUUGCCUUUGAUAUCUUAGUGUCAGUACUGUUAGCUAGCUCCAGUGACCCUCUGUUCCUUGUCCAUCAGAGUGUAUAAAUUUAUAUUCCCCAGCAUUCUGCUCAGCUGCAGUUAGCAAUGGUAGCACAGCACAAUGAAUGAGCCCAUGGAAGAUGCUCUGAUUGGAACAUGAAGGGUGAGGACAGAGCUGGGCCAAGAGUAAUAUAAAAUCACCACUAAGGCAGCAAGCAGAAAUGAAUUUAGAGCAAUAAAAAAAAGUAGAAGGGAAACAAGUUCAAACUCAGAAACUGAAGACUAGUAUAUGUUGACACUGGGAGCUAAUCUGAAAUGCAGUUAUUCACUAGGAGAGUAACAUGAAGGAAAACCUCAGCAUCACAAUGAGCAAAGAAGUGUGUUACAAAUUUCAAGUACUUUGCUCAUAUAACCAGCCACUACAACUCAGUAUGGCAGAGCCCAGCACCAGGCAAGGCACGAGGCUCUCAAAGCUGUUAACAGCUCUCCAACAGGAAGACUUCCCUGGCUUCCUCCACCAGCCCAUAUAACAAUGUAUUAAUUGUUGUUCUGGAGCUACGGAAGGAGAGGGAACAACUGAACCACUGACAUGGUCUGCAUGGUCUUGUGUGGGACAGAAAUUCAGGUGUCUACGGAUGCCUACAGAUCUAUAGACUGAGGGGAAUAACUCUGAAUCAGACUUGUUUGAUGACAGUUCUCCACUCCUCAGUCCCACUGUGCCCAUGCAGACUCCGGAGCAGCCAGCUGCACUGUGGGGAUCGGGUCAUGAAAGCUCUGAAAGAUGCCUCCCAUCUGCUGUUCAGAGCACCAGAAGAUCUUCAUUCUUGACUGACAGUGUGGCUGUGGUCUUAGCAUUCAUACAUGCUCAGUCUUCUGCUGGAAGUUAUUUUUCUUCCUGGAAAUCCCAAAUAGAGUGAAAAAUACAGUGUUUCUACAGAGAGUCAUCUCAGCUGCUGUUAUGAAUGACAUGAAUGACUGUUUUGCUGUAGGGAGAGAAAGAAACAGAGAAAGGAACAACCUUCCAUCUAUGACAAAUUGCUCUCUCUUUUUUUUUUACGUUUCUGUCAUUUGGAAUAACCUCAGCAUCUUUCAGUGUGGCUCUGUCUUGCUCUAAGUGGAAGUGAAUGUUGCUUUCUCAACAGUGUUUUCAAAUCAAGAAUUCUGCUUUGAGGAAAAGCAUUUGGCCAACUCUUCUAAGGAUUUCAUGUGUUGGUGCAUUUUCUUUUUAUAACUCAUCCAGCUAAAACCCAGGACAUGCUCAUGAGCAGCUGUAGUGGGGUGGCAAGAAUGAAAGGCAAAUCUUUGUAUUGUAUUUAUGGGGAGGGAAGGCAAAUUUGAGUAUGAAAUAAAUUCCUCGGUCCUAUCCUACAGAUAGGUAGGAUUUUGCCAGCAUGAGACAGCUCUUAUAGCCUUGAGUAUCACCUUGGCCCCUCAAAUUCAGGUGGGCUUUGAGGAGGUGUGGUGGCAGGACAUAAGAUGGAGAGGGGUGCAUGCCUUGUAUUUAAGGAAUGAAAGCUUUCAGUUAGUGUUUGGGAGAAGAAAAGAAGUAGCACUGCCAUGGUAUGGAUAGUAUAACGGAUUCCUCUUUCCUGCCAGGCUGUUAAAGGGUCAUCUUUUUGGUAGGCAUUUAGAGAAAACCCUCACCAGCCCUGAGCCUUACAGUUCUCUUUCUCAAAUAACAGAAUAUGUUGGAAAACAUUACGAUGGAGCCAACGCGUUUGAUCUCAGACCUGGUAUGAGAAAGGAUCUCUCAAGCUCACCGCAGGUGCAGAGGAGGCUCGGAUCACUUCAGUGAGAUGUGACCAGGCCAUGAGCUUGGCAAGGGUCUGUUGGAUUUGCCUGGGCAAACAAAACACCCUUUGUGGAACACCUUGACACCCUAAUGGUGAAAAGUGCUGUUCAAAUCUUAGGCUUUAUUUUUCCAGUUUGCACCAGUGAAGUGACCUGAGGACUGGCUGACAGCAUUUUGAAAGCUCAUUUCUGUGUGUCUAAGAACAGUGAUGGUCUCUGUUUUCCCCUCAGCAGACGCAGCCCCAGCUGACCUCUCCAGGAUUAUGAAUGGGAGUGGCAGUGCGGUGCAGCGCCUGACUCCUCAGCUGCGUGUCAGCCGUGUAGCUCUGAUGUCAGUAACUCCUCACCUCCUCUGACCCCGCUUGGCAGCGCGUGCUCUUGCCCAAAUAAGCAGCUCGUUUGCUUACACGCCAAGCAAACAGCCCUGAAAAGCCGAUACUGCUUCUUUUGAAGUACUGAAGAACUUUGCUGUUCAUUUGCAAGACCAGAGAGGCUGUGUUUUUCAGGCAAGCCACUCUGAAAUUCCUGUUGGAGCUGUUUACUCCUGUUUCUUCUCUGAGAAGCCAGUUGCUUCCAUUUUUUUCCCUACAGUGCCCAAGCAGCACUGCAAACAGCAUCGGUGUUCUAAAACUUCCCAGGAUAUGCCUUGCAUCAGCAUUUACCAUGAGAAAGGCAGCAUCUCCAGCUGUUCUGUGUACAGCAAUGACACCUGGAAGACCACUGAGAUGAUGGCAUCUGUCUUCCACUGAUACCAGCAUUAUGAGGAAGGGCACAGCCAGGUGAUUUUCUGACCACUUAUAGCUGUUUUCAGAUGAGAUCAUCUGCAAGAUGCUUUCCAACUUUUAGUCUCCUUGGAGGGAGUGACACUCUUGCUAUCCUGGAAAUCUGCAUUAGACCAGUUGGUUCAUGGUGGGGGCAGGCACAUGAACUAGACGCCAGAAGAAAAAGCACAUUUACUUUUCAGCAUCCUGAGAGGACGUGUUAUUUCAGGUUUCUGAAUACAGAGAAAUAAAUAAGCUCUAUUACAGGAAGUUCAGAAAAGGUAAGAGCAUAAGAAACUACCUUGUCUAGGGCUUCCCUGCUAGUCUCCCAGGCUGAUUAUUGUUAUAACAGGUUUCUAUUAUCUGCUCCCAAAUCUACUCAAAUACAGUAUUAAAGACUUCACAGUAGUCUAUGAUAUAUAGUUUAUAAUAGCAACUGGCAUCUGUAACAAUUAUGUGAUAUCGGCUGAAGGAAGCAUAAAUUAGGUUGAAGUUAUUUAAAUUUUCAGUGAUUUCCUCUUCCUGCAUGGUAUUCUUUUAAUCCAGGAUUAAAUUCUAAUUGUGGCUAAGUACUCAGAAAGCUCAUCAAUUUGAAUGGAAGUUUUAGGAACACAGCAUUUCUGAGGUUUGAGCGGGAAGUUGUGGGGUGUGAUUCUUACUAGGUUGUAACUUCUGGGGGUCUUGUGCCAAGCAAGCACAAAGUCAACAGAAGGAAUGAAGAGAGAAUCCUUUUCUCUGACAUAAUGGCAGACAACGAAUGAAAGUACGGUGUCUUGGGGUCUGCUCUCAUUUUUGCUACCUGAACAUUAUGUCACCUGAACACAUUAAGAUAAAAGUCUGUGUUUCUUUCAUAGUUUGGAUGUUGGAGCUGAACGAGAGAAGAAAAAGCACUGUUAAAAAGGAAACUCGCAUCUUCCUCACCAUGGUCAAAAAAAACCUGUGCGUAGUUUCACACUAUGGAAGAGGCAUACAUGAAGGUUUGCUUUGUUCUGGUAAUGGAUGCUUGAUGAUAUGAAUGAAUAAAACUUCACUGAAGCCAAUGCAGCUCUAUCAUACUGCUGCCUGUAACCAGUAGCCUCAUGAGUACAGUUAUCACCACUGCUUGUUCACCUUGACCUACCCAGAACUGGCUUUUAGCUGGCUUAGCUGUGACAGAAGGUUUAGUUGCUUUUUUUUAGUUUUGUUUUUAUGAUUGGAUGACUAUUUCCUCAUUUGUUUUACUUGCUUUUGCGAUUGUGAUAUAACCAUAACUUUUGUACAGGUAGCAAGUGACUCUUCUGCGUAGAAUGCCAAAUGAAAUGCUUAAGUUGCAGUGUUGCAGCGUAGGAGAACAUGGGCCUGGCAUGGCAGUGUUGCCAGUGGUGGUACAGGAGGCAGCAGAGGGGAGUGCAGACAUGGAGUGAUGGGAAAAGGGAGCACAGGAUGUCUGUGGAGGAUUCAGGGAUAUGAGAAGCUCAGCAUGAACAGUCAAAUGCAAACCUGGCAGCAAUAUAAGCCUGCCAUUAGGCAUAGCAGAGAAAAUAUAUAAAAGGUAUACCAUGUAUGUAAGAUGCAUUUCAUACAGUAAAUUCAGAUGUAACGUGGAGUUUCAGACCAAAGAUGGAGUUUUGGACCAAAGCAAGGUGUAAAGCAUUAAGAAAAAUGUAUAGAAAUAGUCCCAAGUGGAGAGUAAAAUGAGAAGGAGGAAAUCAGCAGCUUGUUUGUAAUGUCCAUAAACUCUGCAUGAAAUUGCAGCACUGAGCCAGUUAAACUUCAUUAAGUUCAUGGCAGAAACAUGUUAUCUGCAAAACAUUAUUUAUAGGAUGUAAUCACAUUCUUAACUGAAUUUGCCAAGUAACCUAGUAUGGGAGCCGGAAUGUGGCUUGGACAUAAAAACUUAGGGAAUGCAUCAAGUGCAAAGUUAUCAUGGCAAGAUGUCACACACAGGAAAGGAACAUUCUAAGACUGAAUGGGUAUGUUUUGAAACAUAUAUGGUCCAGCAUGUGUUGCAUUAUGAUCACUCUUCAGCUUAAAGAUCCUGGAUGUGUUUUUCAGCUAUGCGGUCUAAGGUGGUUGCCACCAGUGGAACCUCAGGAAUGAAAAAGAUUCAAGUCUGCUUUCUUAGAAGUAGGUGUUCCAAGCAGAGUGCAACUAGCACAGUCAUUCCCAUUUAUCUAUUGAUGAGUUUUAAGCACUACUGGCCUGAUCCAAUGUUUAUAGGACAUUAAGGUGACUGUUAUAUGAAACCCUGAAUAAAUAAUUUCAACAAGUCUGUUUUCAUGGAAGCAGUGUACAAACACAUGAUCUGAUUUUUGGAAAAUCAUCUUUUACUGAUAUUGAAUGUGUUUUCUUACUACAUCAAGUCCAUAGGCAUAACCUAUAGUCACAAGAUAAUUCUUUGCAAGGCUAAAUUCUGUCUUGUUGGAGAUGGUCUAUUUUUUUAAUUUGAUAGGGAUUAUAAUGAAAAACGUGUAGUGGAACAGGCUGCCCAGAGAAGCUGUGGGUGCCCCGUACCCGGAGGCCGGGUUGGACGGGGCCGUGGGCAGCCUGAGCUGGUGGGAGGCAGCCUUGCCCACAGCAGGGGUUGGGGCUGUGUGGGCUUUGAGUUCCCUUCCAACCCAAACCAUUCUGUGAUUAAAGUCUAAGCAUACUCUGAGCUGAUUUACUUAAAGCACAUAUAAUGCGUCAAGAGGACAAGAUCUCAUUUUUCAACAGUGAGGGAAAAUCCAGCUGUACUUGGAAUGUAUAGUAUAAGGUUCAUAAUGGUAUAAAAAGAGUCGUUGUUCUUAAGGUAGAGGUUGUAAACUGUUUUCCCUUUAUUUGAAACUAGUAACUAUGCAGCUGGUAAAGUAACUUCAGAGUUGAUUUCUUCUGCUGUACUGAAAUUACAUUCUCAGGCUAUGAUUUUUUUCUUUUAUUAAAAACUCUGGGAGAUAUUUUUCCUCCAAAUGUCAUUUGAACUAAAAUUCUAAGGGGCUUCAGUGAAGACAAAAAGACAAAAGUAAUGGCAUUUCACUGAUAUAUCAGUACGCACUGCACUUGUUGGUGUGUCUGUAAACCUGUAGGUUAUGUGGUUGUCUUUUUGUCAGACACACUCUUCAUUCAGGAUUUCUGUAAGUAGGAAUUAUAAGGAUGCGAGGAAAUCUGCUGUCUUCACUGGUCACAGGCUCACAGCUUGUACUAAGAGACAGGAUUAGUGAAUAAGAACAGGUUGGAAGGCUACAAAGCUCCUGUCCCUUGCCAUUUCCUUCUUUAGGUUAUUAGUCUCAUCGAAGAACUUCCCUGAAUAGUCCGAGCAGGAACAGAAGAAAAGGCUGGAUUUAUUUUAUGUUUCCUGGUGUUUGGGACAUACUGGGGAAAAGGCAAGUUCUGGUCAUAAGCUUUGCUGAAAAUGUCUCUCCAGUUGUCUCCACAGGCGCCCUGGAGGAACAACAACAUCAGUUUUCUGAGCAGGGAAGCUGCUGUCACAGAACAAGGAGAGACCAUUAUAGGUUUCUACCUACUGGCCUUAGGUUGGAUGUCUUGGUUUGGAAACAGUGUUGUGAUUUUUGUCCUGUAUAAACAAAGACAUGUUCUGCAGCCCACUGACUACCUUACGUUUAACUUGGCUGUAUCAGAUGCCAGUAUUUCUGUGUUUGGUUAUUCACGAGGGAUCAUUGAAAUAUUCAAUGUCUUCAGAGAUGACGGAUUCAUUAUCACAUCGAUAUGGACUUGCCAGGUUGAUGGUUUCCUCACUCUUCUCUUUGGCCUGGCUAGCAUUAACACCCUCACAGUGAUCAGUGUGACCCGCUACAUAAAAGGCUGCCAGCCUGAGAGAGCUCACUGCAUCAGCAACAGCAGUAUGACUGUGGCUAUGGCCCUCAUCUGGAUAGCAGCCUUUUUCUGGUCAGCAGCUCCACUGCUUGGCUGGGGCAGUUAUACAGAUCGCAUGUAUGGAACUUGUGAGAUAGACUGGGCAAAGGCCAACUUCUCUACGAUCUACAAGUCCUACAUAGUCUCCAUUUUUAUCUGCUGUUUCUUCCUACCUGUAACAGUCAUGGUCUUCUCAUAUGUGUCAAUUAUCAAUACCGUCAAAUUAAGCCAUGCAUUAACAGGACUCGGUGAUCCCACAGAUAGACAGAGGAGAAUGGAGCGUGAUGUCACCAGGGUCUCUAUUGUUAUUUGCACAGCCUUCAUUAUUGCAUGGUCACCAUAUGCUGUUAUCUCUAUAUGGUCUGCUUACGGUCACCCUGUGCCCAACCUUACCAGCAUCCUUGCCAGCUUGUUCGCUAAGUCUGCCAGCUUCUACAAUCCUAUUAUCUACUUUGGAAUGAGCUCCAAAUUUCGGAGGGACAUUUUUAUCUUGUUUCAUUGUGCCAAGGAAGUCAAGGACCCUGUGAAGCUCAAACGUUUCAAAAACCUCAAGCAAAAGCAAGAACCUUCUCAGAAAGAAGAGAAGUAUGCAGCAGAAAUGCACCCUGCACCAAGCCCCGAUUCCGGUGUAGGAAGUCCAACCAACACGCCACCUCCAGCAAACAGGGAAGAGUAUUUUGGUAUUCUUGACACACCAUCUAAUAACCCUGACAUUGAAUGUGAUAGACUGUAAGUUUUGUGGCCACUUCACACAUGCACCCACCUUGUGUUUGGGAAGACCCUCUUCCGAUCACUGAGUGAUACCCCAACACCCAAUCCAUCUGUUUCUUGCUAUAGCACUGACAAUUACACAACUCAAGCAAAUCAGAUAACAAAGAUAUUCCUUUGGUGUAGGUGCAAAAUGCUACAAAACACACUACAACAAGGGCAGCACACCCAGUGACCAAAACAUUCAAUUUUCACACAUACAAAAGGAAGGCUCGCUUGUGAAGAACAGGCAUUAACCAACCAAAAAAUAUUAUUAUGUUCCUAUCCCAAUUUUAUUAAUCAUGAGAUUAUACAUUUCCAAAUGUAUUUUUUUACUCUUCUACAGUCCCAGCCGUAGAGGAUCUCUUUAGCUCCAUGGUGCAGCACAGUCCCCUGCCAUAGGAGAAGAUGGGCCCCCUGAGAUCACAGCAGAGCUGCUGCUCCAGUACUGCAAGCUGGCAGGCAAAGCUGCUGCUCCCUGGGAUAGGGAAGUAAGGGUGGAAUUGCCGUGCCCACAUGGGUAUGCAUCUGACUGCCUGUGCAUGCCCAAUUCCACACGUCUACACAAGUGCUAGGAGAUGUAGGUCUGGGUAUUUUGUAGUCACUGUAGGCUUAACAGAGACUUUACACUUUUCCUUGUUUGUUUCCAGAAUUAUUUCCAUCUUCCCUGACUUUUCCAGUGAGCAGCACCUGGCUGUAGCAUGCACAUGCCCAAAAGCUGGCUUUAACCUUCCUGACGCGUCUCUCUCUCAACUGCUUUUCUAGAUGACUGUUAAGGUGGAGCACGAGAUGUUUGCAGUCAAUGAAACUAAUGACUGUAAGCUUGCAAGAGUACUGAAAAAUUAUGACAUCAGAGCUAUUUACAAAAUAUAAUUGAACACUCUACUGCUGCUUUUAAAUAAAGUUUUUAUACCCAUCUAUGGGUAAAGAAAAGGACUUCUAGACAAAUGCAAAUAAGCAGCAACAAAGGAUAGUGAUUUAAAUAGCAGAACUGUAAGAUUAAACCAGCAGUGAGAAUGUCUGAUACAAUAAUACCCAAUUAUUCCAUCAAUUUUAUUUUACAGAAUGAAAGCAAGGAGGCACAUAUUCAUAAUUCCCCAUCUUAGUAAUUAACUGAGUGCUCAGAUUUCCAUCACAACGUCUUUGUAUUAACCCUGGAAAUUCUGUGGGUUCAUCCAGUGCCAUUUGUAUGCUACACAAGGGUGGGGAAAAAAAACAACAAAAUGAUUUGUUGCUAACCUCAGUGAUAUUUAUGACCUUGUGGAAUCUUUUACCCUCAGGGUACGCUAAGAUUUAAUUGUUUUCCAACAGUUUGUAACUUCCCCCAAGAAACACAUUUGGAAAAUCAAAGCCAGCCCACCUUCAUUCCCUCCAUUACUCUAUUUGUUUUGAGAAAAUCAUCUGUGUUUUGAAGUUAAAAAGAAAUAAACACUAUAAGCAACAGUCAGAAACUGUUUCCUUUCACAGCCAAAGGAUCUGAACUACAAGAAUAUUCAUCUGCAUGGAAAAUUUUGAGAUAUGGGUGCUAUUUCAUUACCAUAAAUAAUUAAAAGCAAAUAAGUAAACUGUUGAUAAAAGCGCAUGCCACAACUGCAGAAACAGAUGAAGCCAUUUAAGGCAAACCCCAUCACAGCUGGAUGAAGGCAGGCUAGGCCAGCCAAAGCUGGCACAAAGUUUUAAAAGCUUCUAUGUCUAACCCCAAAUCCUCCUUGGCAGCCCCACCAGACUGAGCUUAGCCACUGCUGCACACACACCCAGAGGUCACUUGGGGAGGAGUGCCACACAUCCCAUUGGGUGCAGCUCACAGACGUACCUGCAGUGACUGGCACUCUGGGCACUGGCAAUAGCCAUGGAUGUCUGGUUAACAUGUAAUCUACAUUUCUGCUUAUUUACGGAUGUUGAGGGAAAGCACAUGUGCCACUGCACACAUACACAGCCGUGAGGGAGAGACAGGGGAGCUAAAUGAACCAGAGUAGGAGCAGAGCAGAGGAGCAACAUAAGAGGGGAAGAAGCAGAUAAUGCAGGGAAGCGAGGCAUCAACAGCCGAAGGGGACAUACCUGCCCAAAGACAACUAGAAACUGGCAAUGCAGCAAAAGCCUUGACUGGACAGUACCAUGCCUAAGGCUACAGUCCUUGUGGAUACAGGGUAGUAUCAUGAACCUGCAUGACUGUAGAGCGGAACAUCUGGUUUUGCAGGUUACUUGGGGGGGAAAGAGAAUGGAUGCCUUUGCAGGCACCUACCUGUGCUCCAGGCCCCAUAACAGCACAUUUGUCACAGGAGUUACUUAGGUUGUUAGGCUUCCAGCCCUGAAGCAUCAGUGUUCUGUAGCUGCACGCAAGAUACCUGCAAGUGCCUGAAGACAGGAAAAAACAUCCAGAACCAGUUAGUGCUCAAGUGAAGGUAAGGGGAUACCCUUCAGGGUUUCAACUGUGCAAAUCCACACACAUCAACCUGUAAAACAGUUCGGCUCCAUCCCGCUUUCCUGUUUUGUAUUUCUUCCCCUUGUCUCUGGUCUCACACUUGCCUGGAGGAGGCUGGGCCCUGCUCCUCUGCUUGCUGAGCCCACGUCACUGGCCUCAGAGAGCCUAAAAGAGUGCAGGGGUUAAGAGCACCAGCAAGGGGAAACACAAUAUGAGUGUACUGAAUGGGCACAACAGAGUCCCAGGCUCUCUUCCCUAUGCUUUUUUGUGCCUUUUACUCAGCAACAAGGAAGUACAGUGUAAGGGCAUACAGAAGUCUUGAGUCAAGUUGCUCCUCCUCCACCAACUCUGCUGCUCCCCAUACCUCGGAUUUUCUUUUACAAUGGAUAAGUUUUGCUAGGAGAGAUGUAAGAGGGCUGUUGUCAUGGCUGAUGCUCUGGUGAUGAGGAUGCUCACUCAGAAAACUGCAGCUUUGAAUGCUCCCAGUCUAAGAUGGUCUCAGAAGGGAGGUCCCAAGCCCCUCACCGAAGCAAAGGCCUAGACAGCUCAGAAGCAGGUAGAAGUACUGUGUUUGUUUUUAAUAUGGUAGGACAAGCACUUCUAUCAUUUCCAGGGAUGCUCUCAGCAUUUACUGGCUUGUUCCAGCAGGAUUUGAGACAUCCAUUAGCUCUCCCUCACUCCUAGAUGUAAGGAACCCAGCCAGCAAACCUGGCAAUGCUGCUAGCUAUUUGUUAUCUAUCUCUGCACUCUCAUCCCUGUUGGCAUUGCUGAAACACAGCAAAAAUGACAUACCUCAGCAUAGCAGAAGUCACUCUGCAAAAAGCUUGAAACACUAAAGCCACCCUUUAAAUAUGCCUUUAACUACUCUAUAUUUUCAUUUCCAAACGUUGCCUAACAUUUCUGAUUAGAUUUUCAUUAAUACACUCAAGCAGUUAAAUUUGUAAUAGCUACACAAUUAAUUAGUGUAUUUACACAUGUAUCAAAAUCUCAUCAACUCUUAUUUCUUAUUAUAUUAUUCAUAAUAUUCAGCAUACCAGUGUUACACCACAAUCACUGCAGUUGUCAAUACUUGCACUGGCAUAGUGGCCUAGCAGGUGGAUUACAGUAUCCCUGUUAUCAACACAACCAUUCUACUUGGGCUACAUAGCUCAAGCAAUGAAGUUGAGUCAGGAUUACUUGUGUUCAAGUUCCACACAUAAAAAUAGUUGCUUCUAGUUUGAGGGGGAAAAAAAAUAAAUAAAGCUAUCAUUUGCUUAUUUAUGCCAAGAAAACCUUUAGGGCUCACAUUUUCCCUGCUGAUAUAGUUGCCGAGCUGAAAAUCCCUCUGGGGGAUUUGUGAGCGUGUAGUUGGAGGGACAGCACACUGCAGGCCAGUCCCUGUUCUCAGUGCUAUUUAUGCCUUUUUAUCUAAUGACUCAUGUAAAGCAUUUCUUGUAGCAGAGACAAGAAAACAGGAAAUCACCUUCACCCCUGUGAAGACAAUGACUUUACAACAGCAUGAACUACUAAGUAUUGCACUCUUGCAGGGUCUUUUUCCACCCCAAUAAAUCCUUCUUUCUUUGCCGCAUGGACUGACAAGAUAAGGGGGAUACAGACUGCGCCCGUCAGAGUAAGUCCUACAGUUGCCACUACCCAAAGGAGUGAUAGAUGGAGACAAGAUUCUUUCCCAAGGUUAGGGCUAGACUAGAACUCCAUUCUUCUACCCCAUGAAUGUGCUCAUCCUUGGGCAAUAAUGAAAAAGGUGUGUGAUACAACUACACCCGUAUUUUCAACUAUCUGGAUAACCAAACACUAUUUAUAAACUAGAUUAGCAGGUCAGAUUCUCUUGCAAUGCUGUGUCUGGUCUUCUGCCUCCCUCUCAGAUUGCUGAAGGCUUGGAUUCUGAAACUUUUCAAUACAUCAACAAACGCAAAGGACUUCCGCAAGUCCUUUGGGAACUCUGAGGACCAAAGCAAAGGUGCCUGCAGGGACAAAUGGGUCUGUGUCUACUAUGCCUAAUUUCUGCAUAAUGUGAAGACCCUACAGUAGUCAUUCCCCCAUUCCUUCAUAUAUUGAUGAUCGAAGCAAUAUGGAAGAGCCAUAAUUAGGGUGGCUCUAAGGGUGGUUAGCAUAUAUUCCUGCUUUCUUGGAGAAGGCAAUUCAGGCAAUUCCAGAGAAAGAUGGAAACACAAUCUCUUCCAGAAGAGCAGUGUACAGAUACUACUGGACACAAAGACACAUACAUCCUGUGAGACCUGGAUGCCUCUUGUAAAGCUUGAUAAAUUAGGUGCAGUCUAAUAUAACUCUCACAGUCUGAGUGUGGGGAUCUAAACAAAUUGCUCUGACUGCAGUAGAGGACGGUAGUUUACCAUCUGGCCUACACUUUUAUCUACAGUUUUGAAUAUACAAGUAUGUAUUUAAUACAUUUCUGAAACUCUGUUUUCUGGAUUAGAUUUUUUUCAUAUUUGUAAUCUAUAUAACAAUAGCUUAUUAUAAAAGGGUGGCAAGAAUACAUUCUGCUUGAGCAGCAGGAGAAGAACAAGAAUAAAUACAAGACUCAAAGGAUGUCCAAAUAGUACUACAAUAAAAACAAAUCAGAUAUUUACUAAAUGGAAAAUAAUAAAAAAAAUAGAGUCACACUGGAAUAAUAAAAAUAGAAAGAACCAUCUACCAGCUGUCUGUGCCAAUAAUCAUCAACUUUAAUGCUCAAUGAAUUAGAUCAUAAGCC
Messenger RNA from Numida meleagris (helmeted guineafowl), 16008 nucleotides. Its product is annotated as opsin-5-like. Gene Ontology annotation, biological process: G protein-coupled receptor signaling pathway. NCBI's taxonomy places the organism in Eukaryota, Metazoa, Chordata, Aves, Galliformes, Numididae. The record is from RefSeq and is a predicted model, not a curated record. The transcript has 9 exons. Gene Ontology annotation, cellular component: membrane. Bases 9672 to 10865 code for a protein of 397 amino acids. Gene Ontology annotation, molecular function: G protein-coupled receptor activity.